Moneuplotes crassus is the source of this 1855-nucleotide messenger RNA. NCBI's taxonomy places the organism in Eukaryota, Ciliophora, Spirotrichea, Euplotida, Euplotidae. The record is from the annotation of a GenBank genome assembly.
GGUAAGAAUAUGAAACAUUUUCGUUCGAGUCUUCAACAGAGCAUCUAGAUUUAUUGGAUAUCUAAGGGAGAGACCAAGAUACCACAAGAGUUUAUCUAGCUAAUUUCCUGGUCAAUCUCCUGCUGUUAGAAGUAUGGCAUGAGCUGGGUGUGAGCUUUUCUUCACAAAAAUUAUUGCUUAUUGUUCAAAGUUAGAAGUAGCGGCAUCUUUUAUUUCAUGAAUAUGCUACAGUAUAGCUAAAACAGCUCUUAGAGGUUAGAAAAUAAGGCAUUCUAGGGAUUCUCUGAGUUGCUUAUCUCCCAACCCAAUCAUUUCUCUUCAUAUCCCUAAAAAUACUACUCGAGAGGAUAAAUAGAUUAAUAUGCUGCUUCAGAGAUUAAGUUCUGGAACAAAAGAUUUUCAUAAGAAGUCUCAAACAAACCCACUAAAUUUUAGUGACAGACUCGAAUGCAGAAUUACCAGGGGAAGAAACAACACAUAUAUGGAAUCAGGAGAGAAGCCCAGAUAAUCCAGAAUGCUACUUCGUACCUCUCUAGAAAGAGAAAGAAAAAGGGAAGAUGGACUCAUGAAGAACACUCUCAGUUUAUCGAAUGCUUGAAGAAGUACGGCAAAAAUUGGGACAAACUUGAUGAGAUGGUCCCAACCCGAGAUAGCCUCCAGAUCAGGUCUCAUGCUCAGAAAUAUUUCAAAAGAAUCAAGAAUGAUUUCAAUACAAAUGAUCCUGUAGAUUACAUUCGCAAAGGGAUGUGUGACGAGUCUCCAUUCUACAAGUUUGAUAAAUCUAAGUUCAAUAAGGUCUCAAACAAGCUCAUAGAGCCUGAGAGAAAGCUCAUAGAGCCUGAGAGAAAGCUCAUUGAGCCUGCAAGAAAGCUCAUUGAGCCUGCAAGAAAGCUCAUGGAGCAUGUGAGAAAGAAAUAUGAGCCUCUGAAUAAGCCUAAUCCCAAGAAGCAGAUCACUUUCAAUGAGGAAAUACCCUCAGCUCGAAAGCAUCACAAACAAGAGUCUCAAGUCAUUUACAAAAAGAGACUACUCAAACAGAAGAGAAAGUAUGUUGAAGACUCAAGCUCUUCAGAUUUCUUCAAAUCUAAGGCCAAGAAAAGCUAUGAGAAGGCAGAGUACCGCCAAGUGAGUUUAACCAGGCUGAGAGAACAUGCCAGAAGAGCACACAGGAAGCUGAAAAGAAGAGAAUCUCAUUUCAGUAUUGUUCAACCAGAUUCUGAAAAAGUCUACAUUAUCAAGAAAGCAUUUGAAAUAAACAAUUGCAGUACUAAAAGAAGCAUGCCAAGAGAUUUGUCGCAAUGUACAACCAGAGUUCAUCUGCAAGGAGAGAAAACUAAGCUUGAGAAAAAGAGUCGCAAGGCUAAUGAUCCAUACAAAAUGGCUACAUCGAGAAAGAAUAUCCCUAAUAUAGUCCACGGUCCUUCUGAGAGAAUUACUACUGAGAAUAUGAUUACUGAAACUACUAAAGAAGCUAUUCCUCAUAUGCAUGAAACCAAAGUGAAGUUUCCAUAUAUUACUACAUCAAAUUUGCAGCUCUCGUUACCUUUGGUAGAGUCCCAAACUUAUAAUUUCAACCAGAGAAGAUUUGUUCAGGAAAUCGGGCAGGCUCUCCCUCAGAAAGACCAUAUCUGCCAAGUGAGACCAGAAACUACCCCUCAGUUCUUCACCCCUGUCGGACAGGUGCAACAUUCGAAUAUGUAUAUGGAGGAAGAUUUCCAGUUUGAGCUCUUAAUGCAGUGCAUAAUGAUGAAUUACUGUCUCUGUCUUACAUAACCCAGUGAAGACAUAGCAGCUUGUACGGAUCAAAGCUGUAGUAGAUAGAGAUAUAAAUAACUCAUGUUUCUAAAAUAUCACC